AUGAGGUGCCACUACGAGGUGCUCGGCGUCGAGCGGGACGCGGACGACGACGCGCUCAAAAAGGCGUACCGCAAGCUGGCGCUCAAGUGGCACCCCGACAAGAACCAGGACCAGAUCGAGCUCGCCACCGAGACCUUCAAGCAGAUCCAGUCCGCCUACGCGGUGCUCUCGGAUAAGCACGAGCGCGCAUGGUACGACGACCACCGCGAGGCCAUCCUGCGCGGCGCCGGCGGCGGCUCCGCGGGCGGCGGCGACGAGGACGACGACGGCGGCUUUGACCUGUGGGCGUACUUCUCGUCGUCCGCCUACUCGGGCUUCGGCGACGACGAGCGUGGCUUCUACGCGGCGUACAGCCGCGUGUUCGAGGCCGUCGACAAGGCGGAGCGCGACAGCGGCGCCAAGGGCAAGCCGCCGGCUCCGGAGCUCGGCCGGUCGGACGCCGCGUGGAGCGAGGUGCGCGGCUUCUACGCGCACUGGGAGGCCUUCUCGACGGGGCGCUCGAUGGCGCACGUGGACCUGUACGACACGCGCGAGGCGCCCAACCGGCAGGUGCGGCGCGCGAUGGAGAAGGAGAACGACAAGGCGCGCGCCGCGGCUCGCAAAAAGGCAAACGAGUGCGUGCGCGCCCUCGCGGCGUACGUCAAGAAGCGCGACCCACGGAGGCUCGCUGGCAUGGCAGCAUUGGCCCAAGAGGACGAGGACGACGACGAGGACGAGGACGAGGGCGAGGAGCAACAGCUGCAGCAGCGAGGGCGCGAGCAGCAGCAGCAGCAGCAGGAGAGCGAGGAGGAGGAGGAGCGCGAGGCAGCAGCGGUCGUGGAGUCGGCAGAGACACCGGACGCCGCUCUGGGGCAGGUGCUCAACGCCGCGGCGCGGCGACGCGCCAAAAAGUCGCAGCGCCAGCAGGCGCAGGCGGCCGCGGUGGGCGGCGACGGCGAGGACGGCGAGAGCGCGACGCUGUGCAAGGUCUGUGGCCUCGAGUGCGGCAGUAGGAACAAGCUCUUCCAGCACAUCAAGGCCAACCCGACGCACGCCGUGCUCAAGGAGCAGCCAGCGCGAGGCAAGCGGAGGUGA
This is a messenger RNA of Emiliania huxleyi CCMP1516, 1074 nucleotides long. RefSeq lists its product as hypothetical. Gene Ontology annotation, cellular component: cytoplasm. The record is from RefSeq and is a predicted model, not a curated record. The coding region runs from base 1 to 1074 and encodes 357 amino acids. The transcript is spliced from 2 exons. Lineage: Eukaryota; Haptophyta; Isochrysidales; Noelaerhabdaceae.